AUGUGGAUUCGGGAGCAUCUUUACUUCAAUGGUUUCAGUAAAAAUUAUUUGAAUUGGAUUUGGCAUGGCGAGGCUGUGGAGAAGGAUAGAUUAAAUUCGAGUGUCAACCAAGAGCUAACUGAUAAUUGUCAUGAUGAUUUUGAAACUGUUAAUUUGUGUGAGGCGGCGUAUGAUAACCAUACAGAAAAUCCAGAAGUAUUUAUGAAGUUUUUGGAGGAAGCAGAGAAGCCACUGUAUAAGGGAUGCAAAAGUUACACAAAGUUGAGUGCACUUGUAAAACUAUACAAUACCAAAGCAAGGAAUGGGAUGAGUGAUGCUCUAUUUUCAGAUCUAGUAGCAGAUUUUGGGGGCAUGCUGCCAGACAACCAUAAUCUGCCAUCGUCAAUUUAUGAAGCAAAGAAGACGUUAAAUAGCAGAAGAGUUGUUGGUCAGUUACGCCAUCCAGUUGAUUCACCGUCAUGGAAAUUGGUGGAUCAUAUGUGGCCCGACUUUGGAAGUGAGGCAAGAAAUAUUCGCCUGGCACUUGCAGCCGAUGGAAUUAAUCCUCACAGCAAUCUUAGUAGUCGCUACAGCUGCUGGCCAAUCAUGCUGGCCACAUAUAAUUUGCCUCCAGACAUGCUGUUGUUGGAAGGAGUUGAUGGAGUUUAUGAUGCUUAUCGAAGGGAGGUUUUCACUCUUAAAGCAGUUCUUUUAUGGACCAUCAAUGACUUUCUUGCAUAUGGUAACCUUAGUGGAUGUACUACACAUGGUUAUUACGCAUGCCCAAUAUGUGGUGAGGAUACUUAUGCAAAGCACUUACAAAAUGGGAAGAAAAUGUCAUUUGCUGGGCAUAGACGAUUCCUACCACGAUUUCAUCCAUAUCGGAGGAAAAUAAAGGAGUUUAAUGGCAUGGAGGAACUUGGUGAAGCAGGUAGGCCAUUAUCUGGAAUUAAGUUGUUUGACAAGAUUUCAGACAUAACAUGUGAGUUUGGAAAGAAAACAAGUGUGAAGGGGAAAAUAAGGAAAAAAGCAAAGGAGAAUAUUGUGGAAGACAUUGAAGAAGAAAAGUAUGUUGGAGCUAUAAAUUUCAGUAAAUGUUGGAAGAAGAAGUCAAUUUUUUUCAAUCUUCCAUACUGGAAAUACCUACAUGUUAGGCAUUGUCUCGAUGUUAUGCACAUUGAGAAAAAUGUUUUCGAGUCUCUGAUUAAUACUUUGAUGAACAUCAAGGGAAAAACCAAGGACAAUGUGGCAGCUAGGUUGGACAUGGUUCAGAUGGGAAUUAGGCCUCAAUUGGCUCCUAAAAUUGGUGAGAAAAGAACAUAUCUACCUCCUGCAGCAUGCUCAUUCACAAAAAAUGAGAGAUUACAAGUAUGUAGGUCAUUAAUGGAUAUAAAAGUUCCGGAAGGUUUCUCAUCAAACAUGAAGAAUCUUGUCUGCAUGGAUGAGAUGAAGCUGAGUAGCUUGAAAUCACAUGAUUCUCAUGUUAUAAUGCAGCACUUCCUGCCAAUAGUCAUACGUAAUUCUCUGCCAAAAUAUGUUAGAUAUGCUGUCAUAAGAUUAUGCUUCUUCUUCAAAGAUAUUUGUUACAAGAUUAUCGAUGUAGCCAAGUUAGAUAAGCUGCAAUCUGACUUGAUCAUUACACUCUGCUUAUUGGAGCAGUAUUUCCCCCCUUCUUUCUUCGAUAUCAUGCUCCACUUAACAGUUCAUCUUAUUCAUGAAGUCCAAUUAUGUGGACCAGUCUACUUCAGAUGGAUGUACCCAUUUGAAAGAUACAUGAAGGUGUUGAAAAGUUACGUAGGCAGUCGAAAAUAUCCGGAAGGUUGCAUUGUUCGGAGAUAUGCAGCAGAAGAAGCAGUUGAAUUUUGUUCAGAAUAUCUCAAUGACCUUGAUCCUGUUGGGGUGGCUGCUGAAAUUGAUAGUUGCAAUGGUGGAAUGACAUCGUCAUUGAGAUGGCUGGCCCAUGGACCACGUGUGCGAGUCUUAAAGUGUGAUAGCUAUGUCAUAAAUGGUAAUUUAUACCAAACAAAAGAGCGGGAUGAUGAGAAAGUUUGUCAAAACAGUGGUGUUUCUCUACUUGCCAACACGAUGCUUGUUUGUAGUGCCAAAGAUAAGAAUCCCGUGUUAGAGAAUGUGACUUUUUAUGGAGUUAUUGAAGAGAUAUGGGAACUAGACUAUCAUCAAUUUCAAGUUCCUCUUUUCAAGUGCGCAUGGGUAUCAAAUGACAAAGGAAUACAAUAUAAUGAUGAAUGUGGCUUCACCUUAGUUAAUCUGAACAAACGAAGCCACCAGAAGGAUGAAUUUGUGCUUGCAAGUCAAGUUAGAAAAGUAUUUUAUGUUGCUGACCCACUGAACAAAGGGUGA
Molecule: messenger RNA, 2340 nt
Organism: Zingiber officinale
Lineage: Eukaryota; Viridiplantae; Streptophyta; Magnoliopsida; Zingiberales; Zingiberaceae
Exons: 4
Coding region: 1-2340 (779 amino acids)
Source: RefSeq, a predicted model, not a curated record